This is a messenger RNA of Closterium sp. Naga37s-1, 648 nucleotides long. The record is from the annotation of a GenBank genome assembly. Lineage: Eukaryota; Viridiplantae; Streptophyta; Zygnematophyceae; Desmidiales; Closteriaceae.
AUGCGUCCGUCAGGCGGCCAAAGCAGCGCGGAGUGGGGUGCGCACCCCCACACUGCUCACCCGCACGGUCGCCGGUGCGCAGGACGUAGGGUCGCACGACCACGCUGCUGCUGCUGGCGCGAGCCACCACCGGAGCCACUCCUCUGCAAAGACCCGCGACCAGCUCCACCGCCACCCCCCACCGCCUCCACCGCCUCCGCUGCCUCCACUGCCGCCGCCGCCUCCACCGCCUCCUCCACCGCCGCCUCCUCCGCCACCUCCGCUACCACCGCCACCGCCGCCGCGGCCUCCGCCUCCACUGCCGCCACCGAACCCCCCACCCCCACCUCCACCUCCACCGCUACCCCCACUCCCCCCACUGCCUCCACCUCCACCUCCACCGCCCGCUCCUCCAGCUCCCUUGCCCCCCUUGCCCUUGCCAGGGCGGCGUCUCCCGCUAGGGGCAGACACCGCACCGACCGACUCAAGACCAAGGAGGUCGGCCGAAGCAGCAGAGGCAACAGAGGGCAGCAGGGGGGAGGGAGAACACCCCUCAAAGAUGGGGGUGCGCGGGUCACCUCGAGAGGCUCCUACAGCGACUAUGCUCUUUUCUAUCGCGAGGAGGGCCUUCUCGAGGAGGUCUACAGUGAGUGUGGUGGGACAGACUGA